This is a messenger RNA of Panicum virgatum (switchgrass), 708 nucleotides long. RefSeq lists its product as uncharacterized. NCBI's taxonomy places the organism in Eukaryota, Viridiplantae, Streptophyta, Magnoliopsida, Poales, Poaceae. The record is from RefSeq and is a predicted model, not a curated record. The transcript has 10 exons. Bases 1 to 708 code for a protein of 235 amino acids.
AUGGGUUUAAGGAGAUUGUGUCAACGCUUCAUGGACUAUGUCAGUGACUCGGGAGGUGCCACCCAUGUUGACAUAGCAUGUGAUGAGGACCUAGUAAAGCUUGCUCUGAACCUUACCACCCUUCCGAUUUGCGUCUCAUCUGUAGAUCCUUCAGCGGUCCAUUCUGCAGUACAAGCUGGAGCUAAAAUGAUGGGCAUCGAGUUCUCUUCUGAGCAGCUGACAAGGGAAACCAGGAAGAUGCUUCCAGGCAUAACCUUAUCAGUAACUGUACCUCACACACUGAGCCUGCCAGAUCAGAUGAGACUUGCAGAGCUACUCGAAGAGGAAGGCGCUGAUAUCAUCCAAACUGAAGGCGGAAAAUGUUCUAGCCCUACAAAGCCUGGAGUGCUGGGACUAAUUGAAAAGGCAACACCAACACUGGCUGCAGCGUACUCCAUCUCCAGGGCUGUCAGCAUUCCAGUGAUGUGCUCGUCUGGUUUAAGCUCGAUGACAGCACCAAUGGCAGUAACUGCAGGAGCUGCUGGAGUGGGAGUCGGUUCUGCUGUUAACAAACUCAACGACGUUGUGGCGAUGAUCGCUGAGGCAAACAUCACCUACAGAAAGGAAGGGAAAGCGACAGACUCCGAUGUUGUGGCUGCUGCACGACUGGCAAAUGCUCACAAGUUCAUCCGUUCAUUGCAUCAGGGAUAUGACACAAUGGUUGGGUAG